This is a messenger RNA of Haliotis rubra (blacklip abalone), 2845 nucleotides long. Its product is annotated as kelch-like protein diablo. NCBI's taxonomy places the organism in Eukaryota, Metazoa, Mollusca, Gastropoda, Lepetellida, Haliotidae. The record is from RefSeq and is a predicted model, not a curated record. Gene Ontology annotation, molecular function: protein binding. The transcript is spliced from 9 exons. Bases 157 to 2046 code for a protein of 629 amino acids.
AGCUGAUUUAACAUCAUGCAGUGUUUACCUUUAUGUCGGGCAACGAAAAUGUUGAUCGCUGAGCGGUACUGGAGGCAAUUCAGAUGAUGUAUGACACUGCAAUUGAGUGGUAACCCGGGAUUAUCAUUUGUUCAUUUGGAGUCUGAGCAAUAAGUCAUGGCCUACAUAGAAAUGAACCACGAUGCCAUCAACCAGCCAGUCAACUUCAGCCCUGCACCUCGUCGCCAUCUCAGCCUGGACUCUGUUGCCAGCAUCCAGGGCUCCUUCUCCUCAGAGGAAGAGUAUCACUUCACCGACUCAUCCCACCCGCCUCAGAUGCUUGCUAGUCUCAACUCCCUCCGCCAGACGAGUCUCUUCUGUGAUGUCAUCAUUUGUGUUGGUGGUCGUGAAUUCCCUUGUCAUCGUGUUGUGCUAGCAUCCUUCAGUGCCUACUUCCGUGCGAUGUUUGCCUGCAACCUGGUUGAGAGCAACCAGAGAAAAGUGACUCUGAAUAACGUUGAACCCGGCAUUGUGGAGACACUUCUAGAAUUCGCCUAUACUUCGGAAAUUCUCAUUACGCAUCAGAAUGUUCAGUCACUGCUAUCAGCUGCCAAUCUGUUUGAGAUCUUGACGGUCCGGGAGGCCUGCUGUCAGUAUCUGGAGCGCAACAUGGACGACAGCAAUUGCAUAGGCAUCCACUGUUUUGCAGAGGCCCAUGACUGUAUUGAGCUGCAGGAGAAGUCAAAGGAGCUGAUCCUGCGCUGCUUUCCUACAGUGAGUCUCCUGGAUGAGUACCUUCAGCUGGAGCCAGACAAGCUGCAGGAGCUUCUGCAGGACGACGACCUCAGUAUAGAACAUGAGGAGAUGGCCUUCGAAGCAGUCACUCAUUGGCUUGAACAUGACUUAGCGUCACGAAAACAACAUCUGGCCAAGCUCCUUUCAGCAGUCCGGCUUCCACUGGUCAGUCCGUACUACCUGCAUGAUGUGGUGGAGCGGAAUUCCACGGUUAAUGAAACACCGGCAUGUAGGCUGCUGGUGGAUGAAGCCAAGGCUUACCACAUGAUGCCUGACAGACGCACAGAGCUUCAUACUGUCAGAUGUCGGCCCAGGAGAUGUGCAGUCAUAGUUGAAGUUCUCAUCUCAGUUGGCGGAGAGGAUGAUAGAGUCAUCUUGAAGAAUGUUGACACAUAUGACCCAACCACCAACACCUGGAGGACAGUGGGUUGUCUCCCCUUUGCUGUCAGCAAGCAUGGCCUGGUUGUGGCAGGGGGAGACUGCCUCUAUUUGGUGGGCGGUGAGACUCCUGAUGGUGUGGUCACUUCUGAUGUGUGGUGCUGUGAUUCAACUUUAAAUACCUGGAAUCAACGCCAAAGUAUGAACAACGCUCGGUCUGAACUAGGUUUGACAAACUGUGAUGGCUUCAUCUAUGCUGUGGGAGGAUGGGACGGUCACAGUCGACUGUACUCCGUGGAACGCUACUGCACAACAACCAACACCUGGACCUACGUAACACCCAUGAAGAUGGCGCUCACAAGCCCAGCAGUUAUCUCCCUUGCAGGAUUUGUGUAUGUCACUGGUGGGGCUGUUCUGGAAGAUGGCGAUGGUAUUGACAAAGUUUCUCGGUACAACCCACGCACUGACACCUGGGCAGAGAGGGCGCCCAUGUUGAUUGCACGGUCAGGGUCCCAAGCAUGUGCCCUGAAUGGCUGUAUCUAUGUUGUGGGUGGCUGGCAUGCGUCCACUGAAAACACCAACAAGAUGGAGUGCUAUGACCCUGUGACAGACACCUGGUGUCAGAAGGCGUCCAUGAAUGAGCGGCGAUACCGACCUGGGGUGGCUGUGGUCGGGGGCAAGAUCUAUGUGUGUGGCGGCGAGGAGGGGUGGGACCGGUAUCAUGAUACUGUGGAGUGCUACAGUCAGGAAACAGACAGCUGGGAGAUCGUUGGGGAGAUGCAUAUCAGCCGCAGCUGGCUAGGUUGUGUUUCCAUGGUGAUGAGGAAAGACAUGGUGGAAGAGAGGUCAUUGUUUGAGGAGACACUGCCAAGUCAUCUGACAAACAACAUUUGAUGAAAAGUUUCACAAAUUAUCUGGCAGCGAACUAUCAAUUUCCAGUUGACGUCUGCUGUGCUAUCAGGGGAGGUAAUAUAAAUCUCUGUGAGCUGAGGCAGUGUAUAUCUUGAGAAAACUGCUGUGGUCCUCACUAGGUCAAUGGGCAAGGUUGGGACACCUCUCCUUUUUUGCAGACACUUUACAUGUCCACCCCGCCAUGAUGUUGCUGGAAUAUUGCUAAAAGCAAAAACUAAACUCACUCACUACAUGUCAACCGUUAUGAUUAAUUUAUGUUGACUCUGAGUAGAAACGAUCCCCUACGCUGGUACGUAAGAGGUGACAUAAUGGUUUGUGUGGCAUGUGACGUGGAUGACAUCAUGUCAUUGUACCCCGAUGGCAUAGAUUGAUGCUCUUUGUAUCAAUCACUGAAGAUUCAAGUAUCUACAGACAGCUGUUAUAUGUCAUGAACAUCAGUGCAAGGCUAAACAACAAAAACACACUUGAAGGAGCAUCUCGUUCAGUUUAUAUUCACUGCAUCACUGCAUGUGUUGUCCACAGCUGAAUCAAAGACCAGACAAACCCAUGCCUCAAUACUGAGGGAUUUCCAGCAUCCUUUCACAUAGAAAUCUAAAACGGACACAGAGAAAUAGAAAGAGGUUCCACGGGGAUGCAGGAUGCAGUGACUUGUAUGCAUGUUUAGAAAUGAAUGUACCAGUGACACCCGGGUUAGAAUUGAUCUUCAGUAACCCAUGCUUGUCGUAAGAGGCGAGUAACGGGAUCAGGUUGUCAUGCUCGCUGACUUGGUUGACACAUGUCA